AUGCAUUCGAGCGCGGGCGCGCGCGUGUGCGUGAGGGAAGGAGGAGUUCUGGUUUUUAUAGUAGCAGGGAGGGGCAACUUCUGAAGCACCAACAGUUGUCACUCUGUCCCUCCUCUCUCCUGAUUGCAUGGGGAGGAAGGUACACCGAAGCACCACCACUCCUUUAUAACCAGCCGCUGCUCUCUAAAACCCUACUGAGAGUGGAGUGACCGAGAAAGAAGAGGAGGAGAGGAGUGAUCGGUAGGUGAGCAGAGUAGUCUUCCGGAGGGUGAGGGUGGAGGACGAAAAUGACUGAGGAGAAAGAGUGGAACAAGUUGACGUAUGAGAUCUUCUCCAGGCUCGAGAAGGACUGGCUGGACAACCUGUGGCUCCCCUCUGCCCUCUCCCCCUCGCCCUGCACCACCCGCAUCCUCAGCAUCGACGGUGGCGGGAUGAAGGGGCUGGUGGCGGCACAGGCGCUCGUCCACCUCGAAUCCCGUAUCCAGGCCCACUCCUCUAACCCUGAUGCUCGCAUCGCCGACUACUUCGACGUCGUCGCUGGGACGGGGAUUGGCGGGAUCUUCGCCGCGCUCAUUCUUGCCGACGACGGCCGCGGCCGCCCUCUCUACUCGGCCGCGGAGGCUGUCCGCCUUGUGGCCAACAACAGCCGGAGGAUGUUCAAGCGGGGGUUGCUACGCCGCGGGUUCUCCGGCCGGAGCCUCGACGCCUUCCUGGCAGAGGCCUUCCGACGGCCCGACGGCGACCGCUGCCCUCUGACGCUCCGCGACACGCUCAAGCCGCUGCUUGUGCCCUGCUACGAUCUCCGUACCGGUGCUCCUUUCGUGUUCUCCCGUGCCGACGCGGCCGAGUCCCUCAGCUUCGACUUCGAGCUCCACCGCGUCUGCCGAGCGACGUCCGCCACCCCGUAUCUCUUCCGGCCCGUAGAGCUUGCGUCCGUGGACGGCCGGACGGAGUGCACGGCCGUCGAUGGGGGUCUCGUCAUGAACAACCCCGCCUCGGCAGCCGUGACGCAUGUCCUUCACAACCGCCGAGACUUUCCGGCCGUUCGAGGUGUCGAGGAUCUGGUGGUGCUCUCUCUCGGCAACGGGCCUCUCGAGAAAGGCGGUGCUGGCCGCAGGGAGCGCCGCCGGUGGUCCGCCGAAAACUGCUCUGCCCCAGUGGUUGAGGUUGUCCUGGACGGCGUCUCCGAUGCGGUGGACCAGAUCCUCACCAAUGCCUUCUCUGCUUGUCCCCAGAAUUACGUUCGGAUACAGGCAAGCUACCUCCCUAAGGAGUUGGAGGCCGGCAUGGACGGGUGGUCAGUGAGGAGCGUGAAGGCCUUUCUGAACGCUGGCGAGAAGAUGCUGCAGGAGAAGAGCAUGGAGUCCCUGCCCUUCGGCGGCAAGAAGCUCGCCGCCCAGCCCAACUGUGAGCGGCUGGACGCCUUUGCCAAGAGGGUCGUCGCUGCCGGAAAGCUGCCGCCCACCGGAGCCCGGAACUCCGACGCCAAGCAGUCGCCCCUGCGGCAACAUUAAUCUGCUUUGUAAUUUGAUGGCUCGUCAUCUGUAGCAACAAAGAAGGAAAAGAAAAGAAGAAAAAAAAGGCUUUACCGCAACAUAGCCUGGAACUUCUUUUCUGCACCAAUUGUAUCGGAUUUUCCCACAAAAUCAAAGUCCAAUCUGACUCGGGAUUAUCUCGAUUUCCCGUA
Molecule: messenger RNA, 1687 nt
Organism: Nymphaea colorata (pocket water lily)
Lineage: Eukaryota; Viridiplantae; Streptophyta; Magnoliopsida; Nymphaeales; Nymphaeaceae
Product: probable inactive patatin-like protein 9
Exons: 2
Coding region: 288-1514 (408 amino acids)
Biological process (GO): lipid metabolic process
Source: RefSeq, a predicted model, not a curated record